Molecule: messenger RNA, 3048 nt
Organism: Scleropages formosus (Asian bonytongue)
Lineage: Eukaryota; Metazoa; Chordata; Actinopteri; Osteoglossiformes; Osteoglossidae
Product: solute carrier family 12 member 9
Exons: 13
Coding region: 1-2811 (936 amino acids)
Biological process (GO): cell volume homeostasis; chloride transmembrane transport; chloride ion homeostasis
Cellular component (GO): membrane
Molecular function (GO): potassium:chloride symporter activity
Source: RefSeq, a predicted model, not a curated record
AUGACGGAGCGGACGCCGCUGCUCCACUACCGCCUGUCGGCGAGCGUCACGGAGCCCGAGGAGGAGAAGCAGCAGCAGCAGCAGCAGCGGCGGCGACCGGCGACGCUCGACGAGCGGUCUGCCGGGGCGCCGGGCCGGAGCGCCGAGAGCCGCCCGCAGCACAAACUGUCCACGUUCUUCGGCGUGGUGGUGCCCACCCUGCUCUCCAUGUUCAGCGUGGUGGUUUUCCUGCGCAUCGGCUUUGUGGUGGGACAGAGUGGACUGUACCAAACCUUCGGCAUGCUGCUGGUGGCCUACUUCAUCAUCUGCAUGACGGUGCUGUCCGUGUGUGCCAUCUCCACCAAUGGGGCGCUGGAUGCGGGCGGAGCCUAUUACAUGAUCAGCCGAGCCCUGGGACCCGAGUUUGGUGGCAGCAUCGGCAUCAUGUUCUUCUUUGCCAACGUGUGCGGUAGCGCCCUCUAUGUGCUGGGUCUGGUGGAGGCCAUCAUUUCCACGUUUGGCGUUUCCCAAGAUGUGCCAAGCGGACAGCAUGUCCUUCCGACAGGCUACUGGUGGUCCCUCCUCUACGCCACAGCCAUUCUGCUCGUGUGCCUGCUGGUGUGUCUGGUGGGGGCGCACAUCUACGCCCGUGCCACCUUCCUCAUCUUCAUCAUUGUCAUCGUGGUCCUGUGCACCAUCUUCAUCAGCUUCUUUGCGGUGGCGCCCAGGUCCAUCGCAGUGCCGUCGCUCAACUCUAGCGUCCUGAGCAGCGCUAACUUCACAGGCUUCAAGCUGGAGACGCUGCUGGGCAACCUGUAUGCCGACUACUCGGUGGACUACACCACGGGAAUCACGAUGACCUUUGCCACAGUCUUCGCCGUCAUGUUCAACGGCUGCACCGGCAUUAUGGCCGGGUCAAACAUGUCAGGAGACCUGAAGAACCCCAGCUACUCCAUCCCCCGUGGCACCAUCACUGCUGUCAUCUUCACCUUUGUCACCUACAUCGUGCUCAGCCUGUUGGUGGCGUGUUCCUGUGAGCGGCUCCUGCUGCAGAGGGACUACAGCUUCUUGCGCGACAUCAACGCGUGGCGUCCCUUUGUCACCAUCGGCGUUUACUCAUCCACGCUGUCAGCGGCCAUGAGCAACCUCAUCGGGGCGUCCCGCAUCCUGUACGCCCUUGCCCGUGACGACCUCAUCGGUCGGGUGCUGUCUCCAGCGAAGAAGACAUCACGUGGCGGGAACCCCUGGGUGGCUGUCCUCAUAUCCUGGUUCCUGGUGCAGCUCGUGCUCUUCUCCGGCAAGCUGAACACCAUCGCCAGUAUCGUCACAAUCUUCUUCCUGCUGGUCUACGCUGCUGUGGACCUCGCCUGCUUGGCCCUUGAGUGGGCAUCGGCACCCAAUUUCAGGCCUACGUUCCGCUACUUCACCUGGCACACGUGCAUGCUCGGCAUCGUGGGAUGUGCAGUCAUGAUGUUCCUGAUCAAUGCCAUCUAUGCAUCGGCCAGCAUCGCCUUCAUGCUUCUGCUCCUGCUGGUCAUCCACUACCUGUCACCCACCAGCAGCUGGGGUUACAUCACCCAGGCGCUCAUCUUCCACCAGGUGCGCAAGUACCUGCUAAUGCUGGACGUAAGAAAGGAUCAUGUCAAGUUCUGGAGACCACAGGUCCUGCUCAUGGUGGCCAAUCCCCGCAGCAGCGUGGGCCUCAUCACCUUCAUCAACGACAUCAAGAAGAGCGGCCUCUACGUGCUGGGCCACGUCACGCUUGGCGAUUUGGACUCCCUGCCUUCGGACCCCCUGCAGUCCCGCUAUGAAUCGUGGCUCUCGCUUGUGGACCGCCUGAACAUCAAGGCAUUUGUCAACUUGACGCUGGCCGACUCGGUUCGACAUGGCGUCCAGCACCUGCUCUUCAUUUCGGGCCUUGGUGGGAUGAGACCCAACACCUUGGUACUGGGGUUCUAUGAUGACUGCGACCCCAAGGACUUGUUGCAGGACCCCCCGGCACAGUCGGCCAUCUUCCCGGACAGCCUCGCUGCCUCUCAGGAUGUCGAAGAGCAGCUGCCCCUGCAGUUCCCUGCUCUGCGGAGCAUGGCGAUAAACGGCGGGGGGAAAGUGCUGGGGCCGGGCGAGUACGUCGCUAUCAUCGCCGAUGCGGUGAAGAUGCUCAAGAACGUGGUGCUGGCUCGCUACUUCUGCCACUUCGAUCGAACCGAGGCGCUGAGCCAACGAGGGGAACCCCUUUACGUGGACGUGUGGCCUCUGAACCUGCUGCGGCCCGACAGCAGCAGCUACGUGGACACUUGCAGCCUCUUCCUGCUCCAAAUGGCCUGCGUGCUCAACAUGGUGCGGGCGUGGCGCCGCGCUCGGCUCCGCCUCUUCCUGUGCGUGGAGGAGGGCCGUAGCCUUCGCGGCCCGGAGGGGAAGCUGGGCCACCUGCUGCGGGACCUGCGCAUCACAGCCGACGUGCAUACGGUGCCCUGGGACCAGGUGGUGGCGCUGCACUGGCAGAGGCAAGAUGCAGCGGCGGCAGCGAGGGCACGGCAGCGCGACGAUCAGGACGUGGCGGAGGUAUCGGACGAGGGCGAAGACGACUACGUCAACAGCUUCCCCAGCAACACGGCGCGGCUCUCCGACGACUACCUGCAGGCCGUGAACCGCCUCAUCCUGCACCAGUCAUGCCCCCUGCCUGCCGUGCGCUUCCUCUACCUGCCCCGACCGCCUGCCGACACCCAUCGCUACCUCACCUAUCUGCACCAGCUGGACCUCCUGACCCGUGACCUGGGCCCCACGCUGCUCAUCCAUGGGGUAACGCCGGUCAUCACGACCGACCUGUGAGCCUCGCUCCUCCCUGUACCCAAGUGCCUACACACGCACGCACAGCAGGGAACCUCAUCGGGUGUCGAUGGGUCGUCCCAUCGGUUGGGCUCUUAACGGUGUACUUGACCAUGGUAAACACUGACACUUUUCUAUUUGUACUUUUUUAUUAUACUGACAAAAGAAUUACACAAGUUGUUACAUCACAUUUGUGGAAUGGCCACUUUUUUGUUCCCAUCUUAAAUAAAAGUUUAUUUA